GCAGCUCCUCCCUCGGCCCUCACCAUCUCCGUCUCGACUCAUCAUCAACUCAACAGCAUUAGCAGCAGCAGCCUCGCUCCCUCGUUUCGUCUCUUCCGGCGUCCAUUCUUCUCCUCACCAGGACCGCGAAAUGGAGGCGACGAAGAUGAGGCUGUUCUUCGCUGUCGUGGUUGCCCUGAUGGCGGCCUUGGCCGUCGAGAAGGUGGCAGCAGCUGAGGCCCCUGCCCCGAGCCCCACCUCAGACGCCGCCACAUUUGCCCCCGCUGCUGCGUUCGCCUCCCUCGCAGCCCUCGCGUUCGGCUACCUCUUCUGAAGAGAUAAGACUCCCCGUCGUGGGAGGAGUGUCUGUGCUGUGCAGAGUUGAAGACCGCCCUCUUUCCUGUCUUGAGGAAAUGGGGUUGAGGCUUUUCUAUUUAGUGCCGUUUUCCGUUUUCAAUUCUUUGGUUGAUAUCAAUCGAUCGAACGCAUUCACACCGUGCUACUGACGAUCAUUGAUUACUGUAUUGAGUGUUCCAAUUUGUUCGAUUUGGGAACCAGUUCAGUUAUUUCUGUGCUUAUUCACUUCAAUUCCUUCCGA
This is a messenger RNA of Punica granatum (pomegranate), 577 nucleotides long. Lineage: Eukaryota; Viridiplantae; Streptophyta; Magnoliopsida; Myrtales; Lythraceae. The record is from RefSeq and is a predicted model, not a curated record.